This is a messenger RNA of Trematomus bernacchii (emerald rockcod), 4066 nucleotides long. RefSeq names its product TBC1 domain family member 8. The coding region runs from base 181 to 3600 and encodes 1139 amino acids. Gene Ontology annotation, molecular function: calcium ion binding. NCBI's taxonomy places the organism in Eukaryota, Metazoa, Chordata, Actinopteri, Perciformes, Nototheniidae. The record is from RefSeq and is a predicted model, not a curated record. The transcript has 20 exons.
AUCGGGCGUGAGGCAGCAGACGAGAGGCGGACUGAAGCCUGCAGCUGUCCGCAGGAGAACCAUGGAGAACCCCGAGAACCCGCCUCUGUAGGGCCGAGCAGGACGCUCCAUAUCCGGGGAACAAGAGUCAACUCACCGCCGCUGUAAACACGGUGGGGGGGCUCCCUCCUGCGGGAAGAAAUGUGGCUAAACCCGGAGGAAGUUCUGCUGAAAAACGCUCUGAAGCUCUGGGUGACCGUCAGGAGCAACGACUUCUUCCUCCUGCAGAGGAGGAGAGGACAUGGAGAGCCCACAGGCAGGAUCACAGGUCUCCUGGUGGGGGCGCUGGACUCGGUGCUGGACUCUAACGCCAGAGUCACUCCUUUCCGCAUCCUGCUGCAGGUCCCCGGGUCCCAGGUCAGCUGGGUCAUCGCCAGCGGAGCCGCUAUAGGGGAGGUGAAUAAGCACUGGGACUGGCUGGUCCACAACCUGCUGCACUCUCUGUCUGUGUUCGAGAACAAGGAGGAUGGGGCCAGCUUCGUCAGAGGAAAAGUCAAGGGUCUUAUCGCUGAGGAGGUCCGGGGGCGCCAGGCGGCUCAGGAGGAAGACCCCGAGAAGUUCAGGGAGCUGCUGAGGAAGUUCGAGCUGCACUUUGGCCUCCCUUCGUCGGAGAAGCUGGUGACGUAUUACUCGUGCUGCUGCUGGAAGGGCAGGGUGCCGCGGCAGGGCUUCCUCUACCUCAGCAUCAACCACCUGGCCUUCUACGCCUUCCUGCUGGGGAAGGAAGUGAAGUUUGUGAUCCCCUGGGCGGAGGUGACGCGGUUGGAGCGGGUCUCCAGCGGUCUGAUGACGGAGGCCAUCAGGAUCAACACCCGGAGGAGACAGAGGGAGUUCUCCAUGUUCCUGAACCUGGACGAGGCGUUCGGGGUCAUAGGUCAGCUGGCGGACAUCGCCCUCAGGCGGCUGCUGGACAGCGAAGGCCUGGAGCUGGACCGAGUGCUGCAGCAGCCGGCACGCAUCACUAAGAGGAUCCUGGAGGAGCAGGCGAUACGGGAGUACGUGCUGGCGUUGUUUCGCCUCCCUCGGGGGGAGAGGCUCCACGAGGUGGCCUCCUGCUCGGUGUGGACCCCCCACGCUCGCUGCCACACGGCCGGGACCCUCUACACCACCGACUGCUACCUGUGCUUCUCCAGCAGAGAGGAGGGCAGCUGCACCCUGCUCAUCCCCCUCUCAGAGGUGCUGUCCAUAGAGAAAGCGGAGAGCACCAGCCUGCUGCCUCACCCCGUCAUCGUGAGCGUCCGCAGUAAGAAAGCCUUCCAGCUGAUCGAGCUGCAGGACCGCGACGAGCUCGUGGAAAACCUGAACGCCAGACUGCGAUCUCUGCAGUGGAAACAGGCCAUGUUCAGAGGCAAGAAGGACGGCAAGAGGAGCAUGAGGUCCCCGACACCUUACUACACUUUCUACUACGACACGGGGCAGUCUGAUGAAGAGGAGAUCGAGGAGCAGGUUCUCAGAAACACCGUCAACAGCGAGGCUCUGAUGACGGCCUUCCACCUAAACCAACCGGGAACCAACGGCAACAAGAGCGUGGAGGAGGUGAAGCAGCGUCUGUGGGACGCUCACUUCUCAGAGUUCGGUCGUGGCGUCACGAUGUUUAGAACGGACAAAACACAGAGACUCGUUGCCAUGGGGAUACCAGAUUCUCUGAGGGGGGAGCUGUGGAUGUCGCUGUCAGACGCGUCCUCGGAGCUGGAGGCCCACCCCGGGUACUACAGCGGUCUGGUGCAGAAGUCGAUGGGUCAGAUCAGCCUGACCACAGACGAGAUCGAGAGGGAUCUGCACCGCUCGCUGCCCGACCAUCCCGCCUUCCAGAACCCCACCGGCAUCGCCGCGCUGAGGAGGGUCCUCACCGCAUACGCCCACCGAAACCCCAAGAUCGGAUACUGCCAGUCGAUGAACAUCCUGGCGUCGGUGCUGCUGCUCUACGCCAAAGAAGAAGAAGCGUUCUGGCUGCUGGUGGCCGUCUGCGAGCUGAUGCUGCCCGACUACUUCAACCGCAGAGUCAUAGGAGCUCAGGUGGACCAGUCGGUGUUCGAGGAGUUGAUCCGGGAGCGUCUGCCGGAGCUGGCGGAGCACGUCCCCGACCUCUCCACCCUCUCCUCCGUCUCCCUCUCCUGGUUCCUCACCCUCUUCCUCAGCGUGCUGCCCUUCCACAGCGCCGUCUGCGUGGUCGACUGCUUCUUCUUCCACGGGAUCAAAGCCAUCUUCCAGCUGGGUCUGGCCGCGCUGGACGCCAACGCUGAGGCGCUGUCCGCCUGCACCGACGACGGGCAGGCGCUCAUGAUCCUCUCCAGUUUUCUGGAACAGGUUGGAUAUGAGGAGUCGUGUUGUCCCCCGUCCUCCCCCCCUCCGUCCUCCCCCACCCCAUCUUCCCCCCUGCCCGCUAUAGAGGAGACCUGCAGCAGCGAGGCAGAUAUUCCCGCUGUGAGAAACACCAACAUCACGGACCUCAUCAACGAGUCGUACCAGAAAUUCGGGGACCUGACGGUGCGGCAGAUCGAGAGGCUUCGCUGUCGACACAGGAUCUUAGUGCUGCAGGCGCACGAAGACACAACGAAGGAGAACGCUCUGAGGUUGGUGACUCCAGAUGUUUCCAUCUCUCCAGAGAACUUGGCCGAUGUCUACGACCUCUUCAAGACGGAGCACUUCGUCAGUCUGUACUGGGGCGACAGCAGCUCGGCGGCGGCGGCGGAGGCGGCUGCGUGGCGGUACGGAGACUCGGGUCACUCCUACAUGGAGCGGCAGUACCAUCUGGACCGGGCUCAGUUCAAGAGCCUGUACGGGCUGCUGGCCCCGUGGCCCGGCUCCUCGCAGCACGCAGACACCGUCGCCAACAGAACCUUCACCCUGCUGGACAACAACUGUGAUAACCUGGUGACCUUCAGGGAGUUCGCCGGCUGGCUGGACACAUUGUACUGUGAGGAGCUGAAUGAGAAGGUCCGGCUGCUGUACCGUCUGCACAUCCCACCAGCUCUGACAGAAAAUGAGGAUGACCCCUCUCUGAUGAAGAGCCCCCUGGUGUCCACAAACAGACCGCUCUUUGUUAAUCUGCCGUCAGCCGUCAUUGAAACUGCUGUUCCAGAUGUUGAAGGAGAAGUGAAGGACUACCAGGAGCAGCUGAAGCAGAUGCUGAAGGAUCUGGUCAAACAGAGAGAGAAAGAUGUGGAGAAGCCUCUGCCGCUCAUGAACCAGCGUGAGUUCAUCCAGUUUUGUAAGACGCUCUACAGCAUGUUUCACGGCGACCUGGUGGAGAACGACCUCUUCCAGGCCAUCGCCACGGUUACCAGCCUGGUGCUGCAGAUCGGAGAGGUGGAACAUCGGAGACACAGCUCAGCGGGGUCGGAGGUCGGCGCAGAACAAACCCCCGAGGAUGUUGGGAGUUCUUCGUCGGACAGCGAUUGGACGGUCAGCUACGCUCAGAUUCUGGCGUCGCUGCUCACCGAACAGGCGCUGGUGAACUUCUUCGAGAAGCCCGUGGAUCUGUGUGCAAAAAUCUCAGUGGCCAAUCAGAAGCAGUACGAGCAGCGGGCCGGAUUACUCACUCUGCAGCAGGGGAAGUGACCCAAUGUGAGCCGAAUAAUAUCAGUAUCACUGGACAGGAAAAAGCCAGGAAGAUGCAGAGCGCUAGAGAUACCUGUGAUAUUACAAUUUAUAGUAUGACUGAACUGUAACUGACAACAGAAAGGAGGUUUUUUACCAGUUUUCCCAAAGUACUUCGAGCCAAAAAAGACAAUUUAUUACGCAGCAGGCCACAAGAUGGUCGACUCGCUGCAGCAACAUGAGUAAAAAGAUCCUUUUGUGCCUGGAUGAAUUCUCGUUAUUGCCUUUUGACCUCACUGAUGAUGCAGCCUCUAUAAAGUGUUGUGUUACAUGAACAGUCUACGGUGCUGAUCAUUUUGUGUUUUCUGUGCCUAGUUAAAUUCACACGUUUGCCUUUUCACCGUCACCAUAAAGAUGCCUGCAGUUAAACUGUGAUGUGGGCUCAUACUGUCACCACUUUCUAAUAAAGAAGCUUUUAUAAAAUGUU